AAGAAAGAAAAAGCAAGAUACUGUGUUACGGGUCAACGAGUUUAACCCAUCUUCUACCGUGGCAUUGCUGCUCUCUGGGAAGGCAGCAAAACAGGAGGGCGUCUCGGUGAAAUGUGACCGUUAUUCCGUUGUUUUCAAUGAGGUUGGGACUGCAGCCGUUGCAGCUAGCUCGGUACGGCCGCGUUGAUGCAGCAGCGCACGGCUGUGGUGUUCAAAUCCACCACCGGAUCUGGGAAGACAAUAGGUGAAAUAUACGCCGGCCUGGACUCCCAAGACUACGCUAAACGAGAGUCUCCAUCCGCUUCGGCUUCACUAGUGUCUGUGUGAGGAAUCGGUUCAGAGAGUGAAGUGACAGGCGGCAGGUCGCUGGAUCAGGAUGGCGGCCGUAGUGAACUACUCUCCGCCAUGGUGGGUGAACUUGCUCCACCGGCUGCCUCAUUUCAACAUCGAAUUCCAGCUUGUGAGCAGUGACUUCAGACCGGAAGACUCUGAGUACCAGAAGUCCAUUUUGCUGCUCGGGGCUAUAGCGUUGCUGUGUUUGGGCCUCGACCUCCUCUUCCUCCUCUUCUACUCAUUCUGGCUUUGCUGCCGGCGACGCAAGAGUGACGACUCCUCGCACUCCCAUACGCACUCCCAGCAGCCCAGCGCUGACUGCUGCUGCACCGCCUGGUGCGUCAUCAUCGCCACACUCGUCUGCAGUGCUGGCAUUGCUGUCGGAUUCUACGGAAACGGGGAGUCGAGUGAUGGAGCGAAUCGUUUGGCAUACUCCCUCCGUCAUGCCAACCGCACCGUGUCCGGGGUGGAGAAACUGGUGUCAGAAAAUGCCCUAGCCUUAAAUCAGACAGUGGAGGAGAGCUUGGUCCAGCUGGAGACAGCCUUCCAGGAGCAGACAGACUACGUGUCCAUCGUCCAAAAGCUGCAGGGACAGCUGGACGAGCUGGUGAGGCUUAUGGUGGAUGUCCCCUUCUGGUCCAAUACUGAUAUUUCCCUGGAGGACUUGGCCCGCAAGACGGAGAUUUUUGACUUUUACAGGUGGUUGGGGUACCUGGGCCUGCUGCUGUUUGAUGUACUCAUUUGUCUUCUGGUGCUCUUCGGCCUGAUACGCAACUCUAGAGGCACUCUGAUUGGAGUGUGUUUGCUGGGUGUUUUGACUCUGGUGAUCAGCUGGGGGUCUCUCGGCCUGGAACUGGCUGUCGCUGCUUCAGCCAGCGACUUCUGCGUCUCCCCUGAUACCUACAUCACCAGGGUGACCAAGGAAAACGCUGUCAUCAACCAAGAUAUCCUGCAGUAUUAUCUGAGGUGCAGCCCUGGCCAAAUUAACCCCUUCCAGCAGAGGCUGUCAGGGAGUCACAAAGCAUUGGUGGAGAUGCAGGAUGAUGUGGCAGAGCUACUGAGAUCAGCAACACGUGAUUAUGCCAACACCAAGGGGAGUCUCGAGCAAAUCCAGUCUGUGCUGAAUUCCACUGAGGUUGGACUUCACCAGCUGACUGCUCUGGUCGACUGCCGCAGCCUACACAUGGAUUAUGUUCAGGCAUUGACUGGGCUGUGUUAUGACGGGGUGGAGGGUCUCAUCUACCUGGUUCUCUUCUCCUUUGUCACUGCUCUGAUGUUCUCCUCCAUCGUGUGCAGUGUGCCACACACCUGGCCUGGCAAGAGGACGGAUGAGGAAGACGGAGAGGACGAGUCGGGCGCCUCACGGGGCGGUGUGCACGAUAACCUGUACCGCGUUCACAUGCCCAGUCUCUACAGCUGUGGCUCCAGCUACGGUAGCGAAGCUAGCCUGCCCGCUACAGCCCACACUGUCAGCAAUGCCCCCGUCACUGAAUACAUGAGCCAGAACGCAAACUUUCAGAACCCUCGGUGUGAGAACACCCCCCUGAUUGGCAGGGAGUCCCCUCCACCCUCUUACACCUCCAGUAUGAGAGCAAAGUACCUGGCCACCAACCGACCGGACCAGAACCGACGCUCCGUUCCCAACGACCAGCUGGACCCGGCUAGCCGGCCUCACUCCGCCGCCCGACCACAGUCCUCAGUCCACUAAAGACCCACGACCGCACCAGUCCACCCCCAGUACUGCCUAAAUCCAGUUUUUCACAGCCAAUAUCCAACUCAGCUCAACCAGAGCGGAGCGUUUAAAAGCACCAACAGGACCCAUGUUUGUCAAGGUUCCACUGAAUUUCACCUCCACCGACCGGUUCACCACAAACAACACAGCGAGUCAGAACUCAUCAACCAAGCACCUCAGCAAAGGACUGCACUUUGAAGGUCAACUUCUGCUUCUCACCCACAGUUAUUCAAAAGCUUAAAAUUCAAAAAGUCAACGCCCAUUCAGUAAGAUCACAAUUUCUACCCACUUCUCAGUGAACACACACACACCCCGAGCUGCUUGUUCCACCACUGCCCUGACGGAUCAGCCCACAUACCCACAAUGCACAGCAACUAAAGCGCCUUGGCUCUGUCUUCUGCUCUUCUUCCACUCCCUCUCUCCACUGGGAUCUGUAUGCUGCCCUCCAGUGGAGACAGCUCUCACCGCUCACUCCCCAGACACUCUUACGUACAGACAAGAGCACACACACACACACACACACACACACACACACACACACACACACACACACACACACACACACACACACACUGUACAGACCUGUAAAUAGUAAACGUGUGCUUUACUCUGAUUUCAUGAGAAGUAGACUGUUGAAUCAUUACUGGUAAUGUGGUGUGCUGCGUGUUUAUCAUUGAAAUAUUUGCUGUAUCUCUCAUACAUACAAACACACACACACACACACACACACACACACACACACAAACACACACACUUACACAUUUAGGCGUAAACAUCUGUAUAAAUAAUAAGCCAGUGAAUCAGAAAGCCAUGUUUAGAUAGAAACAGUACCACCACAUCCUCUUUAGCUUAACAUUGUCGUCUAACUAAGACUUGAAUUGUGAGCUCGAAAAGCGUGUCCACAUCUCUCUCUGUAUCUGUUUACGUGCACAUGCAGUACACGUGUUGAUUAAUGCGUUUUGAACAUGAGCCAGGAAUCCUGUCGUGGAAUAACUGUUCUGAAUUGGAGAGAGAGACAAGGGACAUAAGAAGGCUCAACCUGUGCCAAAAAACUCUGAAAAAUGAGGGAUGCCUGAUUCUGUCCUCCUCUUCUACUGCCUCCACGUCUCAAAAAAGGGAAACAAAAAACUCACACGGAAUGUUUUCCCGCAGACUGUAAAUAAAAAGGGAACAGAAAAAGACACUUGAAAAGGAAAACAGUGGACAGAAAUGAAACAAGACUCACUGAAAAUUGUGACUACACAUUUGCCAGGUGCUAUGUAAGCCAGUCAAAGUCCCAGGAGACGAUCAGGACCGAGGAGAGACGGAAACGUUUUAUUUUUUAUUUUUAUUGCUUCAUUGUUUUGUUUUCAAUCAGGGAUGUGAUCAGGAGCAUAAAAAGCAGUAAAAUUAAAACAGCUUUCCAUCAUCAAUGGAAGUCACGAAUCCUGAAGAAAUCCCUGAUAAAUAAUGUUACAUAAAAGUGUUACACAAUGAAGGAAAGUGGGUGUUUUUUAUGUUUUAUCAUAAGCUGAAUUCAGGAUGUGAUACUGUGACAAAGUAGUAUUCUGUUCAUUCGACUAUACUGUUUUUUUCUUUCUUCCUGUGCUUUUAUUUUGUUAACUGGUGACCUUGAUCGACUGUUAGCCACCAGAAGUGAUUUUUUUUCUUUAUCUUUUAUUUUAUUUUAUUUUAUUUUUUAAACCCACAAGCACAAAUUCUCUUCAAGGUGACUUUGCGGCAUGGAGAAGUAAAACACACUGCCUGGGACACUGCCAGUGGUUUUUCCUCCCGCUCUAAACUCUCUGUACAGUGUAUAAAAACUGUAUUCGUGAACCCAUGUGUGUGACAUCACUGCAGCGUGAUUGGCUAUUGCUCUAUCUCAGUGUUACUGUGUGUAAGUACAGUGAUCAGUGUGUCUGACUGGCAUCAAGCAAGGGCCAGCUUAUCUAGCCUGAGUCAUUUCUACACGGACGCCGCGCAUGCCCCCAUACACACACACAACAAACAUGCUGUACAGACAUAGACACUCAAUAAACACCGUUUCUUAUUAAGAAAAAAAUCCAUCUUUACCUACGUUUGUCCCGUUAACAUUCACAUCUAGAGCUGUAGUAACUGCACGCCCUCCCACAGCUGUGACAUCACACUGAUAACCAUUUGCAUUAUGGGUGAUGUAGUUGGUAGAAACCUGGAAUCCUGUUAAGUAGCUGAGUGAGCAGAGCCCCCAACACCUUCCAACCAUCAUUCCUGUACAGCAUUUUAAUAUUUUAUGAUUAAUCAAUGACCACUUCUCGUAUUAGCGAGACAAUCUUACAUGUGUGAUUUUACUAGAAAGAAAAUGUCCAUGUUAUGGUAACAAUGCUACCUAUGGUCUAGUACUUUACAGUGUUUUUUGCACCAUAAAUGCAACAAAUGUUCAGAUGUGUGGGACUAGUCACUGAUUAAUGGCCUUUCAUAAUGUUUUUAAACUCUUACAACACUCUUCAUAUCACAACAUGUUUUUUUUUUAUUUUUCUGUCUUGUAAAAAUCAAACUUUAAAGAUAAAAUAAUAGCUAGCUGUUUUGUAGGAAAAUAAAGGCAAGAGCAGCGUUUUUCCUCUCUUAUUAAUGGUGAAUGACUCUCUGUCUUGCAAUGUUUUAAUAAAACUAUUCCAGUGUAGUCUGCACACCUGACUUAAAGCUGUAUUUGAAUUCCUGUGCAAUGCAUUCUGGGAUUUAACCAAUCUGGUAUGAUCCGUCUGAUGGAAAAUUAAAAAAAAAAGAUCCAGGCUCAUGUUUAAGAGUCUGUAAUGUUCAUGUGUAAUGUUGUGUGGUAUGUACAGGACUUCAAGUACACCUCGGUCCAGAUGUGACGGACAAACAAUGUUUUCUAUUGCUGUUUUUAUUUUCUGAUGGUUUAACUAAGAUAUUAAUGAUGUACAUGUCAAAACUGUGGUAAUGAUAUCAUUCAGCCUGGAAUAAAUGUUUUAAAAAAAGAAAUUAAAGCAACUUUAACGUA
Molecule: messenger RNA, 5042 nt
Organism: Centropristis striata (black sea bass)
Lineage: Eukaryota; Metazoa; Chordata; Actinopteri; Perciformes; Serranidae
Product: protein tweety homolog 3-like
Exons: 15
Coding region: 377-2041 (554 amino acids)
Cellular component (GO): plasma membrane
Molecular function (GO): intracellularly calcium-gated chloride channel activity; volume-sensitive chloride channel activity
Source: RefSeq, a predicted model, not a curated record